Tricharina praecox is the source of this 967-nucleotide messenger RNA. RefSeq lists its product as uncharacterized. NCBI's taxonomy places the organism in Eukaryota, Fungi, Ascomycota, Pezizomycetes, Pezizales, Pyronemataceae. Bases 153 to 890 code for a protein of 245 amino acids. The record is from RefSeq and is a predicted model, not a curated record. The transcript has 2 exons.
GCGGCGGCGGCGGCGGCGGCGCUUGGACGAAUUUCUCGGUCGACGCGGAGUAUCUGCGUGCGUCUGCGUGUCCGCUACAGGUUCUUGUGAAGGAUAUCUUCGUCACGACGGGGAACGGCAGCGAGCACUCGGUGUUUGCGGACCAGGCGGCGAUGGUGGGCGCGUGUGUCGACCCGCUGCAGAACUCGUUCACGUUCACGCGCGCGAUGGCGCAGCGGUUCUGGGAGAUCACAGAGCAUGCGCAUCAUGUUCCAGGCGAGGGCGCGAACUUCACCGACCAGACGUAUCCGCCGAGUAAGGAGCAUUUGAUGCAGAAUCUUACGGUCGUGCUCAGCAAUGGGCAUACAACCGUUAUCCCGCACUAUGAGCUCGUGUCGCAGGAACGUGGGACCGCCCAGGAGGAGGGAAAGUAUACGGUUACGAACGCAUCGAGGAUCAUGGUUGCUGUGGCGCCGGAUCCCGAGGACGAUGGGAGCGGAGAUGUGGUGCCGAUUCUCGGCGGCGUGUAUCUGAGCCAAAACUACCUGCUCGUAGAUUAUGAGCGGAAGAGCUGGAGUUUAGCGCCAGCGGUGAUUGGGAAGAUGGAUGACGGGCAGCGGAAGAUCGUCGCUGUGCUGGGUGACGUGGAGAAGUCGGGGGGCAAGACGAGCAUCAAUGUAGGGGGUGUGGUUGGAGGUGUGAUCGUUGCGGUUAUCAUUCUGGCUACUGCGGCAGUGGGAGUGUUUUACCAAAGGAAGAGGACAUUGAACCUGCGGCGGCAAAAGGUAAAAGAGAGGGCUGACACUUGCAGCGACAAAGAGCUGGAUACUCGGCCAACGGUGAUGGAGAUGAGGUCUCGGACGACAACACAGCCGGUGCCGGCGACGGUGGUCAUGCGUGGGAAGCUCUAAUAGUUACUCCGCAACGAAAUCUAAUCAAGCCAAUUGCUCAUAACCGUGAAUCGUGGUGCUUUCGCUCGUAGAUACCU